Callorhinus ursinus (northern fur seal) is the source of this 1410-nucleotide messenger RNA. RefSeq names its product cytochrome P450 2K6-like. The record is from RefSeq and is a predicted model, not a curated record. Gene Ontology annotation, molecular function: heme binding; oxidoreductase activity, acting on paired donors, with incorporation or reduction of molecular oxygen, reduced flavin or flavoprotein as one donor, and incorporation of one atom of oxygen; iron ion binding. Gene Ontology annotation, biological process: xenobiotic metabolic process. Lineage: Eukaryota; Metazoa; Chordata; Mammalia; Carnivora; Otariidae. Gene Ontology annotation, cellular component: intracellular membrane-bounded organelle; cytoplasm.
AUGACUAAAGCUUCUAAGCAACAUUUUCCUCCAGGACCCAGACCUUUGCCAAUUAUUGGAAAUCUGCAUAUUCUCAAUCUGAAGAGGCCAUAUCAAACUUUGCUGGAGCUUUCCCAGAAAUAUGGCUCCAUUUACAGCAUCCAAAUGGGUCCAAAGAAGGUGGUGGUACUCUCUGGAUAUGAGACAGUGAACGAUGCCCUGGUCAAUUAUGGUGAUCAAUUUGGGGAACGAUCUCAAAUGCCUAUAUUUGAAAGACUUUUUGAAGGAAAAGGAAUCGUCUUCUCUCAUGCUGAAACCUGGAAAACUAUGAGAAGGUUCAGCUUGACCACCUUACGGAACUUUGGAAUGGGCAAGCGGCUCAUUGAAGAUAAGAUCAUGGAAUGCCAGCAUCUCGUACAGAGUUUUGAGUCUCACGGAGGAAAGCCCUUUGAGGUCAAAACAGUAAUGAAUGCUUCUGUUGCUAAUGUCAUUGUGUCAGCGUUGCUUGGAAAAUGGUUUGAUUACCAAGACACCCAAUUCCUGAGACUCUUAACCUUGAUUGGUGAAAAUGUGAAGCUCACUGGAGGUCCUAGGAUUGCGCUUUUCAAUAUGUUUCCAGUUUUGGGGUUCCUCCUAAAAAGUCAUAAGACAGUACUCAGGAAUAGAGAUGAAUUAUUUGCUUUUAUAAGGAUGAUUUUCCUAGAUCAUCAGCAUAAAUUUGACAAAAAUGAUCCAAGAAGCUUUACUGAUGCUUUUUUGGUCAGACAGCAGGAGGAAAAAGAUACAUCUACUGCCUAUUUCAGUAAUGAAAAUUUGGUGGCACUUGUUAGUAACCUGUUUGUGGCUGGUACAGAAACCAUGGCCUCCACGCUUUGCUGGGCACUUCUGCUCAUGAUGCGAUAUCCUGAGGUCCAGAAAAAGGUCUGUAAUGAGAUCACCAAAGUUGUGAGGUCAGCCCAGCCUCGAAUUGCACAUCGAACUCAAAUGCCGUACACAGAUGCUGUCAUUCAUGAAGUACAGAGAUUUGCUGAUAUCCUGCCCUCAAGCUUACCUCAUGCAACAACCACAGACACGAUGUUUAAAAAUUACUAUAUUCCCAAGGGCACCGAGGUCAUCAUUUUGCUGACCUCUGUAGUUCGGGACCAAACACAGUGGGAAAAGCCAGACACAUUCAAUCCUGAGCAUUUCCUGAGUUUCACUGGAAAGUUUAUCAAGAAAGAAGCUUUCAUGCCCUUUUCAGUGGGCCGCCGGAUGUGUGCUGGUGAGUCACUGGCCAAGAUAGAGCUUUUCCUGUUCUUCACCAGCCUCAUGCGGAAGUUUACCUUCCAGCCACCCCCCGGGGUCUCCCAUCUGGACCUGGACCUAACCCCAGACAUUGGCUUCACCACUCAACCAAUGCCUCACAAGCUACGUGCCCUGCUCUGGGCCUAG